Messenger RNA from Carya illinoinensis, 696 nucleotides. RefSeq lists its product as uncharacterized. The transcript has 2 exons. NCBI's taxonomy places the organism in Eukaryota, Viridiplantae, Streptophyta, Magnoliopsida, Fagales, Juglandaceae. The record is from RefSeq and is a predicted model, not a curated record. Gene Ontology annotation, molecular function: nucleic acid binding; RNA-DNA hybrid ribonuclease activity. The coding region runs from base 1 to 696 and encodes 231 amino acids.
AUGAUUGCAGAGGACGGGGAUGAGAAGAUUACCCUGACAAUGCUCCUAGGAAAAGUGUGGCCCCAGUUCACAUUCAUGGCAAAGCUGGUCAAGAGAACCCUUGUAAAUUUACAAAAGUUCAUAGAUCAAGCUGACAACUUCAUUAAUGAGGAGGACACACUCAAUGCUUUGACCGAACUAAGGAGGAAGGAAUUGAAGCGAGUAGAUAGGAAGGGAAAGACCUCAGCUAAGGGCCCCACUCGUGCAAAGGCAAAAAGGAAACUGAUUGAGUUGAGGAAGGAGGAGCCAUCAUCGAGGUAUGCUGGAUACCGACAGGACCGAUCAAUGUUCUCCAUCCAGUGGGACGAGAGCCAACCUGCUCAGGAGGACAACCAACCAACGUGCCACUACUGCACCUACCACCAGUUGACCACCCAUAAUACUGGGGGAGUGGGAGUGCAUAUCAUUACGGAUAAAGACAAGAAGCACGACUACGCCGUUAGGCUAACAUUCAAAACUACAAACAACGAAGUAGAGUACGAGGUGUUGUUCUUUGGCCUGAUGAUUGCCAAGUCUUUGGGUGCUGAGGAAGUGGAAGUCCGAGCUGACUCCCAAGUGGUGGUUAGCCAGGUACGGGAAGAAUUCAUGGCGAAAAGCGAGAAAUUGAAAAAAUACCUGGCGCUGAUAAAGGCUGAUACUACUUGCUGCGUGCCUUGA